AUGAGUGGAGGCGGGAGCAGCUCGUCCUCCUCGCCCACGAAGCCACGCCACCAAAAUCUCCCGCCACCGCUCAAGACGCCCACCCUCCUCACGCCGCAGCAUGGCGGCUCGACACCAAAGCCGCAGCACACGCCUCCCCUCCUCCUGACCGUCCGCUUCUCGACCUCCAUCCCCGACCUGCUCCUGGACAUCCCGCACCCGGGCCGGACCACCGUCGCCGCGCUCAAGCACCUGAUCCGCACGCGCCUCGAGCAGCCCACCUCCCAGCGCCGCCUGCGCUUCAUCCACGGCGGCAAGAUCCUCCCGGACACCGCGGUCGUCGGCACAGUCCUCAAGGCGAUCCCGCCGCCGCCGACGGCCAGGGACGAGCAUGACCCCAAGGGCAAGGGAAAGGGAAAGGCCGUCGAGGGCGGCGCCGCGCAGAGGGUCUACGUGAACUGCAGCAUCGGCGACCUGCUCACGGACGCGGAGCUCGGCGAGGAGAGGAGGAGGGCCGAGGAGCCCGUGCCCGAGCAGCCGCCGCCCGGCGCGGGGGGGCUGUCGUCGCCGUACCCAUCGAGCCACUCACCGCUGCCUGGUGCCGGCGCGACCCCGGGCGCAGGGGCCCCGGAGCAGCAGCAGCAGCAGCGGGCGCCGCGCGGCUUCGACAGGCUCCUCUCGGCGGGCUUCACGGCGGCCGAGGUCAACCAGCUGCGGCUGCAGUUCCGCUCGAUCCAGGAGGCGCGCCACACUGCCGACACGCUUCCGAGCCCGGACACGCUGCGGGGCAUGGAGGACGCGUGGAUCGACAACAACAACGACGCGGCGCCCGCCGCCGCGAUGCCGGCCGGAAGUGACGAGGCCGAGGCCGUUGCCGCUGCCGGCGGAGGGGAGGAGUUUGGCGUCGCUGGCGUGCUGGACAUACUGCUCAAGGGCAUGUUCAUCGGGUUCAUCUGGCCGCUCGGGGCUAUCGGGUGGCUUGUCCGGGACGAGGAGAAGAUCCCCAAGCGGAUGCGGGUGUUUGUCUACUUUGGCUUCGUGCUGAGCUUGCUUAUUGGCACGAUCCGGGCCAUCGGGUAG
This is a messenger RNA of Diaporthe citri, 1059 nucleotides long. RefSeq lists its product as uncharacterized. The record is from RefSeq and is a predicted model, not a curated record. The transcript has a single exon. Bases 1 to 1059 code for a protein of 352 amino acids. Lineage: Eukaryota; Fungi; Ascomycota; Sordariomycetes; Diaporthales; Diaporthaceae. Gene Ontology annotation, cellular component: endoplasmic reticulum; Dsc E3 ubiquitin ligase complex. Gene Ontology annotation, biological process: protein processing. Gene Ontology annotation, molecular function: protein binding.